CAAAAACCAGUGCAAUCGAAUUCCAAAAUCGAUCAACAAUGCUUCUCACAUCCCAAUUCAAAUCCCUCUUCCUCCAUGGCGCCACCGCCCCCUUCAGGCUCUCCGCCGCCGCAGCUCCGCCUCCCCCCACCACAGUCCCCGUGAUCAAGGCAAUGAGGACGCUCCAAGGCAAAGUAGUCUGCGCCACCAACGACAAAACGGUUGCCGUGGAAGUGACGCGCCUGGCCCCACACCCCAAGUACAAGCGGCGCGUGAGGAAGAAGAAGAAGUACCAGGCACACGACCCCUUGAACCAGUUCCAAGUCGGCGACGUCGUCCAGCUCGAAAAGGGCCGCCCCGUCAGCAAGAACAAGACCUUCUGGGCCGUCCCCGUCCCCGCCCGCCCCUCCUCGCCGCCGCAGGGCCUCGGGAUUCCGUUGGAGUCGGAGCUCAGCCAAGUUUGAAAUUUGUCUCCUUGAUUGUAAUUUUUUGUAUGGAAUUGGAAAUUUAAUCAUCUGUUAAUCUAGUGUGAGUUUGAUUUGUGGGAA
Salvia splendens (bonfire salvia) is the source of this 527-nucleotide messenger RNA. RefSeq names its product 30S ribosomal protein S17, chloroplastic-like. Gene Ontology annotation, cellular component: ribosome. NCBI's taxonomy places the organism in Eukaryota, Viridiplantae, Streptophyta, Magnoliopsida, Lamiales, Lamiaceae. The transcript has a single exon. Gene Ontology annotation, biological process: translation. The record is from RefSeq and is a predicted model, not a curated record. Gene Ontology annotation, molecular function: structural constituent of ribosome. The coding region runs from base 39 to 443 and encodes 134 amino acids.